Pseudoliparis swirei is the source of this 3044-nucleotide messenger RNA. RefSeq names its product solute carrier family 1 member 8a (gene slc1a8a). The record is from RefSeq and is a predicted model, not a curated record. The transcript is spliced from 11 exons. Bases 102 to 1832 code for a protein of 576 amino acids. Gene Ontology annotation, cellular component: plasma membrane. Lineage: Eukaryota; Metazoa; Chordata; Actinopteri; Perciformes; Liparidae. Gene Ontology annotation, molecular function: neutral L-amino acid transmembrane transporter activity; L-glutamate transmembrane transporter activity; glutamate:sodium symporter activity. Gene Ontology annotation, biological process: L-glutamate transmembrane transport.
AUUUAAUCCCUCGGUGGAAAAGGUUAGGUCGUCUUUGGAUCUUAUAGGUUUGUCAGCCUGCCAGCCGCACACAACGGACAGCAACAGGAAACGUGGAAGGCAUGAAUAAGCUUCUGUUACCGAGCGGCGAGGAGGAAGAGCGCUCUGACCAAGGCUCGCAUGCUCCGGCAAGAGCAGAGAGGAAGAUGUGGGACCGGGUCAAGACUUUCUUCCAGGGGACGGAGAACCUGAGGAGUAACGUGAGGGGUUGCCUGAAGAGGAACGGGCUGCUGACGCUGUCCAUCAUCGCCGUGAUCACCGGCUGCAUACUGGGCUUCAUGCUGAGGGGAACUCAUAUGUCCACACAGGCAAAGAUCUACUUCUCCUUUCCCGGAGAGCUGCUGAUGAGGAUGCUGAAGAUGCUCAUCCUUCCUCUCAUCACGUCCAGUUUGAUGUCGGGUCUGUCGUCGAUGGAGUCGAAGGCGUGCUGUCGGAUUGGCGUCCUGACCGUCACCUACUACCUGUGGACCACCUUCAUCGCCGUAGUGGUCGGCAUCUUGCUCGUCAUCAUCAUCAAACCUGGCGUGGGGACGGAUAUGGAGAGCCACCAUCUGGGAGGGGGGCCCGUCAUGACCUCGGCCGAUGCCCUGCUCGACCUCAUCAGAAACAUGGUUCCCUCUAAUUUGAUCGAGGCUACGUUUCAGCAGUACAGAACAGACCUGAUUCCCAUCCUUAAAGUCCCAGCCAGAACCGUACAGCCCAACUUUGUCUACGUCUUCCCCGACGAGAACGACCCCAAAGGUCGGACGGUGUACCUGGAGCUGACUCCGCCUCCGGAUAUCACGUACAAGACAAGUCCGGGCAGCAGCCAGCAGAUGAAUGUCCUCGGCAUCGUCAUCUUCUCCGCCACCAUGGGCCUGUUGCUAGGCAGGAUGGGAGAGCGAGGAGCUCCCCUGAUCAGUGUGUGUCAGUGCAUCAACGAGUGCGUCAUGAAGAUUAUCAAUGCUGCUGUCUGGUACUUUCCAUUUGGGAUCAUCUUCCUGGUGGCAGGGAAGAUCCUGGACAUGCAGGAUCCGAGCACGCUGGGGAGGAAGCUGGGCUGGUACGGCAUCACCGUGCUCGCUGGCCUCUUCGUCCACGGACUCAUCCUCCUCCCUUUCUUUUACUUCGUCCUGACCAAGAAGAACCCCUUCACCUUCAUCCGUGGGCUGCUUCAGGCCUUGGUGAUCGCCCUGGCAACCUCUUCCAGCGCUGCCACGCUGCCCAUCACCAUGAAGUGUUUGUUGGAAAACUGCAAUAUUGACCGGCAGAUUGCCCGCUUCGUCCUCCCCGUGGGUGCCACCAUCAACAUGGACGGCACAGCGCUGUACGAGGCCGUGGCGGCCAUUUUUAUUGCUCAGGUUAAUGAUUAUGAGCUGGACUUUGGCCAGUUGGUCACCAUCAGCAUCACGGCUACAGCCGCCAGCAUCGGUGCGGCGGGUAUCCCUCAGGCCGGUCUGGUUACCAUGGUGAUCGUACUGACAUCAGUGGGCCUGCCGGCAGAUGACAUCACACUUAUCGUGGCCAUUGACUGGAUUCUCGACAGGUUUCGGACCAUGAUCAACGUUCUGGGUGACGCUCUGGCAGCGGGAAUCAUCGCCCACCUCUGUCAGAAAGAUUUCCCCCAUAGUGCAACAGGAAAGCCUGUACCGUCGUACGGGACGCAGACUCCUCACACUCACAACAACUCUCACAGCGUGAAUGUGCCAAUGACAGAGUUCCACACACACACAGACUGUAUGUUCGAGACGAUGGCCGACCCAGCGGGCGGGAGCCAUGCACACACCGUCUACUACAACAUCUGUCAGGUGUGAUCGGACCAGACCCGUGGAGCUCACCUCAAGACACCACAGAGUCUGGUGACAAUCUCACCGUGCCAUCUGAAAGAAAGACCGUCGUAACAAAGCAUGAUUCUUCUUAUUUUGAAAAGCAGAAGCUGCUUUUAGUUCAGUUUAGGUGACAGGGACAGUGGUUUAAUUGGCCAAAAGUGGAUUGGAGCUCAAUUUUGAGCUUUGUUCUGUGCUCACUGAUGAAAUAGAAAACAGUAUCUCCUCGGAUAAAAGGAACAGGGCACCAUUUAAUGGAAACUAGCCAUCAAGUUGGCCUGAAUUAAAAAAGUGGGAAGGUUGCUUCAUAUCAACCAGAGAAAUUCAGCAAGAUCUCUGAUUAGCAUUGAAGAACAGGAUGUUCAGGACUCUAAUCUGCACCAGAGGAGUUAUGGGUAAAUGACAAUUUCCUGGGAGCACCUGCAGGUUCAUCAUCUGGUCUGACCGUCAUACCUCUUGUGUGCUGACCAAAAUGGACAAAUGGAAGAUGGGGGUGGAAGACGGAACGCUGUGUUUCAUGAGCUUCACCAUGUGCUUUGGGUAGUUACCGAAAGAAUGAGAUUGCAGACACUAGCAGUCAAAACGAGUUCUCAUCACAGUCACUCGGCUCCGGCAUGAAAGCCCUGUUCGAAACCAGAUGGCGAGCUUGGGGGAGCCAGUUGAGUUUGUUGCUUUUAGAUUAUUUCAAGCAAGUCCAACUGGGAGGAGGUUCCGAGGAGACCGUGAACACGCCGGAUGGAUUUUAUAUCCCGUCAGACCUAGGCACUUCUAAGGAUUCUCCAACAGGAGGACAUCUGGACUACCUUGACCCAGACCCUUGUAAGCAACAGUUUUCAAGUGAUACCCUCGCAGUUGGCUGUUUAUUUGCUUGACUGUACCCUAAACGAAAGGUUCUGAUCCUAUUUGAAGUGGAGAGGUGGAUUAGUACCUGGAUUAAUUGUCAGAGUUUUUCAACUGCUUGUCAUCUUUUCUUGGAUUUACCAGAACAAAUCCACUUCAAGGUUGAGAUGAAGAUACAUUAAGAUACCACGUUGGAUCACUUUGGAUUGGCAAUUGAAAAUACACUGCGAUUGACCUAAGAACAAAGCUGGUAAACUUGGAUCGCUCUUUCAUCUGGGAUCCUCUAAAGUGACGAACGUCUUCGUGCUGCUAUUUUUUCCUCAUGUUCAGGACCCUUUUGCUCUCACAGGAAUUUCAGAC